AUGGAAAAUGGAUAGAAUUAUCUGAAAAAUCUUAGAGUUAAUAAAAGGAUUAUUUUUUCAACUGUUCCUAACUCAUAUAAACAAGGAGAUAUUAAAAUGGAAAAAGUGGGAAUUUGGUCAUAUGAAUUUAGAGAAGCCUCAGAUAUGCAAUUUUUCAGUUAUGUAAGAUACAAAUUAAAUAUUAGAGGAAAGGUGAGUAAAAUUAAAAUGGAGUAUUCAACUAAAAUGUUUGGAUUUAAUUUCAAAAUUUAUUAUGA
Paramecium sonneborni is the source of this 257-nucleotide messenger RNA. NCBI's taxonomy places the organism in Eukaryota, Ciliophora, Oligohymenophorea, Peniculida, Parameciidae. The record is from the annotation of a GenBank genome assembly.